UCGCCGCGAUGUGGAGCUAUCGGAGCUCGAUUUGUAUCCUGGUGCUGCUGAUCGCCGGGGAAGUGUCAGCUCGCCUACCAAGGAUCCUGCCUCAGGAACUGGUCGAGGGCGAGGAGGGUGUCGUGGUGCGUGGAGAUUGUGAGUUCAAAGUAAACGGUGACCUCAAUGACCCUGUGCCACUUUUCUCGCGACACGAUGCCUAUGAAAUCAUAGUGCCCGAUCCCACGGAUACUGUGCGCUUAGUGAACGGUGAACUCCUGGAUAUGUUUUGUCCGGGAGUGGGAUUUGCAGCCCCCUUUGGAAACCGUUCCCAGGUGACGGCGCAGUGCCUCCAGAAUAAGUACUUUUUGGUGGACGGACUUAUCUAUCCGUUUGCCAACUUCACCUGCGCCGGUUGGCCAACUUUCAACGCCCUGCGGACGGGCAGGGACUGCAAUGGUGGCACCGAUCUGGUCCAGGUGGGAUUCGAGGUUGAGGACGGAGGCUUCCUGCAGAGCUACGAGCUUUGCCAUGACGCCGAAGCGGAAGCCACUAGAUACGUGCACCAUGUGCUUUACCCUUCCAGCUACGAUUAUCAGCAUGGGGUGUCCAGGCCCAGUUUCAUCGAACUGGACUUUUAUGGAGGUAGGGAUGUGAACACCAAGUACACCCAAGUCCAGCAGAAUAUCACCAUUAGCCAGAUCCUCGGCAUGGAUGCCUCGCCGUACUUUAACUUCACUGAAAACCGUAUCCUGGCUCGAGGACACAUGAUUGCCAAAACGGAUCAGAUCUUUGCAGCUCCCCAGAGAUCCACCUUCCUCUUCAUAAACGUGGCCCCUCAGUGGCAGACCUUCAAUGGUGGGAACUGGGAGAGCGUGGAAACCAGUGUGAGAAAGUUCGUAGCCGAUCGGAAUAUUACCACCGAUUGUUAUACGGGUACCUGGGGAGUGUCCACAUUACCGGAUGUAAAUGGCAUCGAGAGGGAGCUGUAUCUGGACUUUGAUGAGAACAAUAAUGGAUUGAUUCCAGUGCCCAAAAUAUACUUCCGUGUGGUGAUCGACAGGGCGAGUCUGGAAGGCAUUGUCAUUAUUGGAGUGAACAACCCGUACGUCACUCUCGAGGAAAUCAAGAAGGAGUAUGUCCUGUGCGAAGACAUUGGACAUCAAGUGAGCUGGCUGACCUGGGACAAGGAAAAUCUGGGUCUAGGUUAUAGCUAUGCCUGUACAGUCGAGGCCUUCACGGCAGUUGUUAAAGACUUGCCACUGGAAGAUCUGAAAACGAAUGGGGUUCUUGGACUGGAUGAGCCUACGAGUACUACAACUACUGAAGAGCCUAGUACAAGCACUAGUUCUACCACCACAGAGAUUUCUACUUCCACGACAGAAGAAUCUACAACCGAAUCCAGUUCAUCCACAGAACCCAGUACAGAGUCAUCGUCAACGACUGUAACAUCCACAGAAGAACCGUCUUCCACAUCGACAACUGUCACGUCCACACAAGAGCCAUCUUCAACUUCCACGACUGUUACAUCCACUGAAGAACCGCCUUCUACUUCCACAACUGCUCCAUCUACAACAUCAACUACGACAACUACAGAAACUACACCAACAACCAGUUCUUCCACAUCAGAGCCAUCGCCCACUACUGUCAGUCCUCCUGUGACUCCGGGAUCCACACCUCAGCCCAGUAAUAAUCCCUGUAGGUUUAGCAUAAAUGGAGGUCUCAAGGAUCCUGCUCCUCUGUUGACACCCCAAGGAGCCCUAAGCUGGCUGCUGCCCGACGAAAGCGGCGUCUACACCGUGGAAGAGGGUUCUUCCAUCGAUUUACACUGCACUGGAGCUCUGGUUAGUCCUUUUAAUCGAUUCACGGCUCUGACUGCUCGCUGUGUGGGCGAUCAGCUCUACGAGGCAGAAGGUCAGACGGCUAGCAUCCGAGGAUUCGUCUGCCAGAGUUGGCCAACGUACGAAGCAAGAAGGAUCGGAGAGUCUUGCGAAGGUGGCACUGCUCUAGUCCAAAUUGGAUUCGAUGUGGCGGCUGGUCUUCUGACACAGAUCGAAAUCUGCUACGAUCAGGAUGAGCAGAUCUCUCGAUAUGCCCGCUAUGAACUGACGCCGUCCAAUGUGGCCUAUCAGAGAGGCGUGGCUCAGCCAGGAUACCUGAGAGGCGACUUCUACACUGGCAAGGAUGUCAAUGUUCUGUACAGUCAGUCCAAUCAGCUGGAGGCGUUUAGCUCAGCCCUGGGCCUGGAUGCCAGUCAGUACUUCGACACCGUUCAGGAUCUCUACUUGACGAGGGGUCAGCUGGCAGGACGCAAUGAUUUCAUACACAGUUCCGCCCAGAGGGCCACCCACUUCUAUGUGAAUGCUGUUCCACAGUGGAGAAGCGCCAACAUAGGCAACUGGCUGGCCGUGGAGACCAGUCUGCGGCAGUUCGUGGCGGAUGAGUCGCUUAAUGUGAGUGUCUACUCCGGCAGCUGGGAUGUUGCCACUUUGCCGAAUUCGCAGGGAGUGCAGACGCCUCUCUACUUGAAUGUGGAAACCCAACAGCUGCCCGUCCCCAGAUUGCUCUACAAGCUGGUUAUCGAUCAGGAGAGUCGCAAAGGAGUGGUCCUGGUAGUGUCCAACAAUCCUCACAUCACUCUUGCUGAGACCUUGGAGGAUUACGUGGUCUGUGAGGAUAUUGGAACAGAGCUUAGUUGGAUGGACUGGGAUAAGACGAACAUACGUCAAGGAUAUUCCUAUGCCUGUGCGGUGGAUGACUUCAUCAAAGUGGUGAAGGACUUGCCUCUGGAUCAGCUAGAGACGAGUGGAGUGCUGGGAGUGGACACCAGAUCCGUGGACGAUGAGGUGUGCAGCUUUCGGGUGAACGGGGACCUCAAGGAUCCGGCUCCCUUGUUUGUGGUCAGGAGUGAACUAGGUCAUGCUCGCUACUUGGAGCCUGACCACGAAGGACUCGUCCAUCUAAAACACGGAGACGCCUUGGAGCUCCAUUGCAUCAAAUCCUUCACUGGACAGUUCAGUGGCUACUCCUUUGUGAAUGCCACGUGCUGGCAACAACAGAGCUUCCUUGCCCUGGGCAGUCACUACCAGCUACAGGAGUUUGUCUGCACCUCCUGGCCAACUUACACAGCUCGCAGGACCAAUCGUCCCUGUAACGGAGGCACCGACCUUCUAGAGGUGGGCUUCCAGCUAUCCACAGAUGCCUCUUCCUUCGAUGACUUCCUACAGACCUACGACGUGUGCCACGAUGAGCUGAGCGAGGUGACUCGAUAUGUCCACCAUGUCCUUUACCCAGGAAGUGCUCAGUACCAGCGAUCAGUCUCUAGGCCUAGCUUCAUUCCUGGAGACUUUUAUGGCGGCAAGGACGUAAACAAAUUGUACACGCAGUUUCAGCAGAAUAUCACAGUCACCGAGAUCCUGGGCAUGGAUGCCUCAGCCUUCUUCAACAUCAGCUCCAAUGUCUACCUGGCUCGCGGGCACAUGUCCGCCAAGACAGAUUUCGUAUUCGGGGCCGCCCAGCAGGCCUCCUUCUUCUUCGUGAAUGUAGCGCCUCAAUGGCAGACCUUCAAUGCCGGCAACUGGGAGAGGAUCGAGGACAGCGUGAGGAAGUUCGUGGCAGAUGAGAACCUCACAGUGGACUGCUAUACGGGCACCUGGGGUGUGUCCACCCUUCCGGAUGAGAAUGGUGUCCAGAGGGAGCUUUACCUUGACUUUGAUGAGAAUAAUAAUGGCCUGAUUCCAGUGCCCAAGUUGUACUUCCGAGUGGUAAAGGAUCGGGCUUCCCAGAAAGGCAUUGUUCUCAUAGGUGUCAACAAUCCCCACGUGACUUUGGAGCAGAUCGAAGAGGAGUACAUCCUUUGCCAGGACAUAGGAGAUCAAAUUUCCUGGAUCAGUUGGACCAAAGAUGAUCUUAAGAAGGGCUACUCGUAUGCCUGCACUGUGGAGGACUUUACUGCGGUGGUGAAGGACUUACCAUUGGACGAUCUUAGGGUGUCGGGUGUCCUUGGAGUCUAGUAUUAAAAAAACGAAUUUCCUAAUUUAAAACCAAUAAAAACAUUACACAAUCGGA
This is a messenger RNA of Drosophila bipectinata, 4047 nucleotides long. RefSeq lists its product as uncharacterized. Gene Ontology annotation, molecular function: RNA endonuclease activity; metal ion binding; nucleic acid binding. Gene Ontology annotation, biological process: apoptotic DNA fragmentation. Gene Ontology annotation, cellular component: mitochondrial inner membrane; nucleus. NCBI's taxonomy places the organism in Eukaryota, Metazoa, Arthropoda, Insecta, Diptera, Drosophilidae. The record is from RefSeq and is a predicted model, not a curated record.